Messenger RNA from Toxorhynchites rutilus septentrionalis, 2816 nucleotides. Its product is annotated as protein I'm not dead yet-like. The record is from RefSeq and is a predicted model, not a curated record. The coding region runs from base 346 to 2091 and encodes 581 amino acids. Gene Ontology annotation, biological process: citrate transport; monoatomic anion transmembrane transport. NCBI's taxonomy places the organism in Eukaryota, Metazoa, Arthropoda, Insecta, Diptera, Culicidae. The transcript has 9 exons. Gene Ontology annotation, molecular function: citrate transmembrane transporter activity; succinate transmembrane transporter activity. Gene Ontology annotation, cellular component: membrane.
AGCAGUGGGUCAGGUUCAAAAUUUAAAUUCUCAUGCGACGGUUCAGUCCUGUUGCGGCAGUGUAUCACUCCGUGCGCUAUUGGCUAUUGGCGGAGAGGAAAGUGCUCUAGUAGGGAAAAGUGUUCGUAGAAAUCGACUGUUCCCCGAAACGAUCAGAACGUUUGAGACUGCGCGCGAAGACUUGGUUAAUAUUGUUUCUUAUUAGUGUUGUGUAUUUUGUGUUGAGAGUUAGUUGUAUAAUCAAAACUUGCUACAUUCCCGAUUACCAACGUAUACAUUUGAAUGUGUCGCGCCGUUUGACGUUAUUAGUGCUGCGCUUGGCACGGUUGGAUAAUCCAUGUCAACAUGACUAAAACGAACGGAAUAGACGAUGCGAUCGCCAUGGAAGCGAUCGCUGCACCCCGAGUGGGAUGCUGUAAGCGGAUCACCAAAUUUAUUGCCGUCUAUUGGCGUUCCUUGGUGGUGUUCCUGGCUCCCUUCCUUGCGGCGGGAGUGUUCACGAUAGACACAACGCCUGCCUACCGAUGUAUGUAUGUGGUGUUAAUCAUGUCGAUGUACUGGGUUACGGAAGCGAUCCCAUUGCCGGUCACAUCGAUGUUGCCGAUGGUUCUGUUCCCGGUGUUGGGCGUGUUGGACACCGAUAGGACUUGCAUGAUGUACAUGAAGGAAACUAUGUUGAUGUUCAUCGGCGGUAUUAUCAUUGCUCUCGCGGUAGAGUUCUGCAACUUGCACAAACGUGUGGCGUUGAAGGUAAUUUCCCUGAUUGGAUGCAGCCAGCGACGGUUAAACUUUGGUUUGAUUGCCGUCACCAUGUUCAUCUCGAUGUGGAUUUCGAAUACUGCCGCCGUUGCUAUGAUGUGUCCAAUUAUGCAAGCUGUCUUGGAGGAACUUGAAUCGCAAGGACUCUGUACGAUGUACGAGCGUCCGAAGAAGACCAACGAGGAGGAAGGAAUGCUCGGCAAAGAAAAACAGUCCGACGAGCCACUGAAACCUUCAAAGACCACCAUAUGUUACUUUGUCGGCGCUGCCUAUGCAUCCACUCUCGGCGGAUGCGGCACCAUCGUUGGAUCGGGAACCAAUCUCACCUUCAAGGGUAUCUACGAAAGUCGUUUCCCGACUGCGCCCGGUAUCGACUUCCCCAAGUUCAUGUUCUAUAAUGUACCUGGAAUGUUGGUAUACACUUUCCUCACUUGGGCUUAUCUUCAGUGGCUGUACAUGGGAAUGUUCAGACCAAACAGUCCCGAAGCCAAGGCAGCUGAGAUCGGCGAAGAAGGCGAGGCAGUUGCGCGUCGUGUAAUCGAAACCCGCUACAAGGAGCUUGGUCCGAUGACGGCUCACGAGAAGAGCGUUGCUUUCCUGUUCAUUGUGGCGAUUGUUCUGUUCUUCACCCGUGAACCGGGUUUCAUCACUGGCUGGGCAGACAUUCUGCAUGCGGUUAAAAUUAAGGACGCAACCCCAGCCAUGUUCUGUGUGAUACUCUUGUUCAUGAUUCCGGCAAGCUGGCAGUGUUUCAAAUUCUGCGCGAUAAAUCCAGGCCGCCUACCAACUGAAGCAACCCCGGGGCUGAUCACUUGGAAGUACAUCCAACAGAAGGUUCCAUGGAGUCUAAUCUUCUUGCUGGGAGGAGGUUUUGCUCUGGCCGAGGGUGGUCGUGUUUCGGGAAUGUCUGCCCUAUUGGGUCAAUCCCUGUCUGGCCUGAAAACUCUGCCGCCACUGUUGCUGCUGUUUGUAGUGUGCCUUACCGCUCAAACUCUCACCGAGUUCACAUCCAACGUCGCCAUCUGUAACAUUAUGCUGCCGGUUCUGGCUGAGAUGGCUAUCGCGAUCGAAAUACACCCGCUGUACCUUAUGCUGCCGGCGGCAUUGUCGUGCAGUUUUGCGUUCCAUAUGCCCGUGGGAACCCCACCGAAUGCCAUCGUAGCCGGGGUAGGAAACAUCGCCAUCAAGGAUAUGGCUGUCGCCGGUAUCGGCCCGACAAUCUUCACUCUCAUCGUGGUGUGGGCUAGCUUCCCCACUUGGGGGGCGAUCGUUUACCCCGAGUUGGCCACCUUCCCCGAUUGGGCGCGACCAACGAAUGCAUCAGUACAUUAACGUGAAAACACGGUAGAAAAUAUUAUCUGAUUGGGAACAGAUGUAGUGAAUGAUGUCUAGUGCAAAUUGCAAUUAAAAUAGGAACCCAAAUAGGAAUGCCAAAAAUCAGGAUUUAAGCACGUAACGGCAAGUUACGUGGAGUUUUGGAAUAGUUUAGGUAGUAAAUGUAUUAAUGCACACUUUGAGAACGCGAGAUUGUCGCACUUUGAAUCGCGGUGCAUCAUUGUUCUGGAACGUAACAACAGAAAACCCUAGAGGAUGGGUACCAACAAAUGAUAUUAACCGAUGGUUGCGUUAAUACCUGAGACAGCAUUUUAAAGAAAUACAAAUUUUAGAAUCGUCUGAAAUACCGAGAGCAUUUCGAAAACUGUAUUCUUUUCUGAAAACUGAACAGUUUCUCGGAAGAACAAAAAAAACAAAUACGCUUACAGUAUGACGAACAAUUAGUUUAUUGCCCAGCCAAUCAUUACAGUGCACGCCACACAAUCAUAGCAAAUAUAAGUGACAGUCUUCCAAUGACAUGUGCAGUACUCAGAAAUCAUAUAUUUUUAUAAAUGAAAAACCGAAAAAAACUUGUUAGAAUACGUGGAAAACUGGAAGUAACUAGUUUGUGAAUAGCACAAAUUUUGUUCGAUGUUUACUUAAAACAAUUUAGAUGACAGUUAGAGCUAGGAUGUUAAAAAUGAAGAAAUAUUAAUUAAAUAAUAAGAUAUUUUACUAAGAAA